Molecule: messenger RNA, 1669 nt
Organism: Drosophila albomicans
Lineage: Eukaryota; Metazoa; Arthropoda; Insecta; Diptera; Drosophilidae
Product: putative serine protease 42
Exons: 4
Coding region: 84-1562 (492 amino acids)
Biological process (GO): proteolysis
Molecular function (GO): serine-type endopeptidase activity
Source: RefSeq, a predicted model, not a curated record
CAGUCAUCGCUUUGUGCUCUUUGAAUGUGGUCGGCAUUGUGUUCGCGUCGGAAAUUGAGUGUUAUUUUUAUAGACUAAUAAAUAUGAAACAGCUACUAAGACUGCCCGCCAUUCUGGGGACUUUUUUGCUGUUAACAGUAUCUGAAACAAACACACAACAGGUGCCGCCUAUCGCUUGUCCACAGUACUUUGAGUAUUUGUCCUACAAUCGGGAGUUCGUGGGUCGUAUUACAAUGCAACACGAUCCACGCUAUCAGGAUAAUGUGCUGCAAGUGGAGUUCUCCCAACGCGGUCACCUGGGAUCGAACUACGUUGGCAGCCUGUCACUUUGGGAUGACGAGGAGACAGUCAAGUUUAAUCUGCGGAAUGGACGUCCUAUACUUUAUCGCGUGGACUUUCCCACACCCGGAGUGUUGCCCAAGCUGACGCAACUGACGAUCAACGACGUCGUCGUCUGCAGAGCCACGCCUUAUCCUCCAAGCAGUGUAACUUUGUCGCUUUCGCAUUCGCUGCGCUCGAACACAGUUCCUUUGUUCAGCGUGCAACCGCAGUUGCCGCCACAAUUUUCAAGACCUCAACCUCAACCUCGACCCGUUUGGCAGCAAGAACAAAUACCGGAAAUUCGUCAGCCAGUGCCACAACCUGCCCCGCCUCUAUCACCGCCUGCUCCGCCAAGACCUGCCCCAACUGUUGCUCCCAGACCUGCUCCAACUCUUCCACCUGCUUCUCGUCCUCGACCCUCGACUGGUGGCCAAAGUCUCUCGCAACUGAAUGAUAUUUGUGGUCGGGAGAAGGCGAUCACCUCGCCACUGAUCUUCCAUGGCGCUCAAGUGGCACGUGGUCAGUUGCCUUGGAUGGUGGCACUCUUCGAGCGUGUGGAGAACGGCAUCUCUUUCUUCUGCGGUGGCACUCUCAUCUCUGCCUCGACCGUGCUCACAGCAGCGCAUUGCUUCCGCUUUGGCAGCCGCGAUCUGCCAGCGAGUCGAGCUGCUGUUUCGCUGGGUCGCAACACACUUGAUCUGGUGUCGGAAGGGGAACUGCGACAGGUCUCUACUCUGAUUAUCCACCAGGAGUACACGCCGGACAACUUCACGGAUGCGGAUAUAGCGCUGUUGCGCAUGUCAUCGCCAGUGAGCUUUGGCGACUUCAUCAAACCGAUUUGCCUGUGGAACGAGAAUUAUCGGUUGCAGCUGGAAUCGGGACACGUCUCCUACGUAGCUGGCUGGGGUGCUGAUGAGUUGGGCAACGCGAACACACGCAUUGCCAAGAUGACGGACACGGAUAUUGUCACCGAAUCGGAAUGCAUACGAGGUCUCAAAUCACCUGAGAGCACGAGUCGGGUGACAGACCGAACUAUUUGUGCCAGCAACAAGCAGGGAGCGGGUCCCUGUUCAGGGGACUCAGGAGGCGGACUCAUGUUGCAGGAACAUGAUGUGUGGCUGCUGCGUGGCGUCAUCUCCGCUGGACAGAGGCUGGCGAAUCGUUGUGAUCUGACGCAGCCUGUGAUCUACACUGAUCUGGCCAGGCACAUCACUUGGCUGCGCCAGAAUAUCUGGUUCUAGGUAGUAGAAGAUUAUGUGCUUAAGUUGUGAUAGAGAAGAGAAUGAGAGUCAAAGUGCUUUCGUAUUGUGUGCCAAAAUAAAUGCUAGCCUUAGCCUUAGACGAAAAA